CGAUGCAACAGCUCCUCUCGAAGCUCUCAUACUUUAACCUCCUUGCUUCUGCCUUAACAUUUGCAGCCUGAUCUGUCUACAUGCCUGGAUGCCUGAAGAGAGCAAACAUUUACAGCUUCUCCCUCCCCUGUCUUUAGAGGGCAAUUUGAUCCUUCUUUGUCCAUACUCUUAGACUUGACUUGUUAUUGGGAACAACAAAUUGCAACUUGAGGAAUCUGCUGUUUCCUUUGCUCAAAAAUGGACUCAGACUCUGAUUCACCUUUUAAUUACUCUUGGCCUUCCUUACCUAAAAUGAGGAUUCGAAGAAGGGCAUCCAAACCAGAGCAGAGACACUCUACCCUUGAUAUUCUCAGGAAACUCAAGGCUCCACCUGCUUUCUUUGCUGCAACCAGACUUUCUGCCAUGCUGAGUGAAAGUGAUGAAGUAUAUGCAAACUGCAUGGUAGUAGAUCAGCCACUGCAUUCACUGCAGAUACACCUCAUUGCAACAGAUGAGAUGGAAUUUCAGUCAGAGGCCAGUGUGUUCCAAAUGCAUGCUGGAGAUUUAAAGACUAACUACAUUCAUGAAGAUGGUGUUAGCAAUCAAACAUGUCUAAAUCCCACCAACUCAAUCCCAAUGGCUAAGAGCUCGUCAUCUCCCUCCCUUGAAGAAAAUGACCAAUAUACAUAUGUUGCAGAUGAAGGCAAUCAAAGGCCAGUGAAAAGUGAAAAAUACGCAGGUUUAAGUCACACCGUUUCACUGUCUGAUCCAUAUAGAGCGGAUUCAUACCUGCCAUUCAAGACCCACGGAUUUAUUAAGGAUCGGGGACAACUUUAUGCUGACAUGAAAAGAAGAAGUUCAAGCCUCGAUGACCUUGAAGUAGAUGGUGGAAGUGGACGUGUUCCAGACAUGUCCCAUGCUCACUGUGCUCCUCUUGGCUCUUCAGAGACGAUGGCUUGUAGCAGAGAUGGAUUAGACUUAUCUCGCAGUCUGCAGCCCAAGGAGUGCACAAUAUCUGGGACUCGGUCACGCUCCUAUUCCUGCUCCUCGCCCAAAGGUUUGUUAGGAAGGCCUCGCAUUCCUCAGGACUUUGCAGAUGGGAAUCUGAAUGAAGAGCGAGCUUACAGUCUGCCUGAGCAGUCACGACAGAAAAGGUUUCAGGAGGAAGAAUGGAAUAAAUACAUUGUACCCUCAAAAAAUGAGUCUGAAAAAUGUAAAGUGAGUCGGACUUUCAGCUUCUUGAUGAACAGAAUGGCCAGCACACGGAAUAAGUGCAAGACAAAAAAUAGAGAUACCAAAGAUAAAGAGAAACUGAAUAAGCACAAUUUUACAAAUGGGACCUUCUCAGGAGUUAUCCCCUGUAUGGCUUGUGAAAAGGCUCUCCUAGGAAAGGAGUCGCUGCAGUGCUCCCAUUGCAACGUAAUUGUGCAUAAGAACUGCAAAGAGUGUGCUCCUGUGUGCGCCAAGAAAUCCCAGGAGAGACACCAUAAUAAAAACAAACUGCAAGCUGGUGUAACAAAUUCCCUGCCCGGAGACAGUUCACAGACAGUGCUCUCCCUAGUGCAUCCUUCUUCCUCUGUGCCUAUUGGACUGUCUGCUGCAAGGAGGGAAGCCUCACAACAGUCCCACUUCUUGUCCAAAAGUGUCCCCAGUGCCAGUUUUGAAAGAAGAUCUACAGUAUUUUCUGAACAAGACUCUGAGACUAGCGCUUGGAGGUCUAAGUCACGGUCUGAAGAGAUGUUACAAGCGUUAGGAACCUUUUCUUCAAUGGAUCAGUUUAUGAUGGAAGAUGAUGUGGAUUUGCCUCAGUGGACUGAUCUCCGCACAGAUGCGCAAGAGUUUGAGGCAGAGUCCUGGAGUCUUGUUGUAGACCCAGUAUUCUGUAGCAAGCAAGAAAAGGAUGUCAUGAAGAGGCAGGAUGUAAUUUUCGAGCUGAUGCAAACAGAAGUGCAUCACAUCCAUACCCUGUUCAUUAUGUCUGAAAUAUUCAGGAAAGGGAUGAAGGAAGAACUGCAGCUGGACCACAGCACAGUGGACAGAAUAUUCCCCUGCUUAGAUGAGUUACUAGACGUGCACAGGCAAUUCUUCUACAGAAUGAAGGAGAGACGGCAGGAAUCAUGUGAGGUGGGGAGUGAACGUAAUUUUGUCAUCAGCAGAAUUGGAGACAUCCUUGUGCGGCAGUUUUCAGAGGAAAAUGCAACUAAAAUGAAGAAAAUAUAUGGGGAUUUUUGCAGCCAUCAAAAAGAAGCUGUUAAUCUCUUCAAGGAGCUGCAACAAAACAAGAAGUUCCAGAAUUUUAUUAAACUGAGAAAUAGUAACCUAUUGGCGCGACGACGAGGAAUACCUGAGUGCAUUUUGCUCGUUACCCAGCGAAUCACCAAAUACCCUGUUCUGGUUGAAAGGAUAUUGCAAUACACAAAAGAUGGAACAGAAGAACAUAAAGACCUGUGUGAAGCCCUUUCUCUGAUUAAGGACAUGAUUGCAGCAGUAGAUUUGAAAGUGAAUGAAUAUGAGAAAAAGCAAAAGCUACUGGAAAUUCUCAGUAGAACUGAAAACAAAACAUAUACAAAGCUGAAAAAUGGCCAUGUUUUUAGGAAGCAAGACUUGAUGAAGAAAGAAAGAAUACUUCUUCAUGAAGGUUUAGUGUACUGGAAGACAGCAACUGGUCGUUUCAAAGACACUUUAGCGCUGCUUCUAAGUGAUGUACUACUGUUCUUACAAGAAAAAGAUCAAAAAUACAUCUUUGCAGCCGUUGACCAGAAGCCCUCUGUUAUCUCCCUUCAGAGGCUCAUAGUAAGAGAAGUAGCCAAUGAAGAAAGGGGGAUGUUUCUGAUUAGUGCUUCGUCUGCGGGGCCUGAGAUGUAUGAGGUUCAUACGAACUCCAAAGAGGAACGUAACAGCUGGAUGGGGCAUAUUCAAGAUGCAGUGGAAAGUUAUCCAGAGGAAGAAGGAAAAAUGAGUGAAUCUGAUGAGGACAAACGCAUUGCUGAGGCCAAAGCAUCCAGAAUUCAGAAAUGUCAAGAAUCACUGAGCAACCAGGAUCAGCAGAUCUGUAAUUAUUUGGAAGAGAAAUUGCGUAUCUAUGCAGAACUGGGAUAUAUAAGUGGGUUUGAGGAUGUUCAUGUAGAACCUCGCCUCCUUAUCAAACCUGAUUCUGGAGAAACUCCACAGGCUGCUUCAUUGGUGACAGCAGCACUCAGAGAAGUUGAAAGUCUUCAUGUUGCUGUAACAACAUCACAAGUGAAUGAAACAAACAGGUCACCGGAGGAGAGUAUUGAGGCAGUAGGUGUGAAGCACAGACUUAGUGCCAAAGAAAUCUUGGAAUCUGUUCCUGGUGAUGCAGAAAAAAAAGAAGAAUCAUCAUCUGAAGUUGAUCUCAGUGUUGAAAAGGAAAUGGCAGGUGCCAAUCCAGAGGAUAAGGGAGGAAGUCUGAAUUUCCCAGGAUCUACAGGAACAGAGAUUGUACAAGCAAUCCAGAACUUAACCCGACUCUUGUACAGUAUACAGGCAGCAGUAGUUAUCCAGGACAGCCACAGAGAGCUCCAUAGGUUACUCCUGCAAGAGAAUGAGAAGACUGGUCGGGCCCAUGGUUCUCGACUAAACUUCCUUCUGGAACAAGAAAAAUACCGGAAUCUGGAAAAACAAAGGGUAGAGCUGGCCAGCAUACACAAACUGAAGCAGCAGUUUCAGCAAGAGCAGCAGCGGUGGAUGCGUGAAUGUGACCAGCGGCAGCGGGAGCAGGAGGCGAGGAAGGACCAGCUAGGGCAGUGGGAGAGAGAGUGUGAGUGCCAGGAGGAGCUGCUGGAGAGGAGCCGACAGGGACUGGCACUGCAGAUCCAGGAGUACCAGCAGAGUCUGGAGAGGCUCCAGGAGGGCCAGAAAAUGGUGGAGAGAAAAAGAAACAGCAUGAAAAUGCAGAAGCAGCUACUCUGGCACUGGAAGCAUGGUCAAAAAAGUAGCCUGCUGUCAUCUACAGGGAGCUAUGAGAUAAUGGGACCUAAUCGAUCGGACAGCUUACAUGGCAAAAAUAAAUUCUGCUUAAAUGAAACUGUAGUAUGUGUGUCUCUAAGCAGUCUCAACAGAUCAGAUUCUUCUCUCGUUUAUGAGGAUGGUGUGUGUGGGCUGAACAUCUCAAAUUCUGACAUAGCAAGGACUAGUAAAAACCAGAUGGACUUCAACAUGGACGCUUCUUGUCAGCCAACGUUAACCAGUGCACUCUGGAAAUCCACUGGUCCUUACCAGCAAAUGUCUUUUUCCUACAAAAGCAACAAGGAUGCCUUUAAUAAUGAUCUGAAUGCAUCAGAGACCUGGGGUCCCGAAACAAGCAUUCCAAAACAGGAAUCCAUCCAGCCACCACAGGUAGAUGCACUGCUGCUGAACCGCCAGGCUGAGAGCCAGCAGGAUGCAGAAAAAGGAGACAGAGUAGAGGAGAAGAUUGUUUACCUCUGAUGGCUUGUUUUCUAAUCUCAAUAGCACUUUGGAAAUAUAGUUGGUUUUGCUUUUCUAAAUGUCUGUAGUUGUUCUCUGUAUGACCAUAUGGCUUUAAGGAUAGUAUUUAAUAUACAAUGCAAGAUUUUCCCCAAGAUAAAUAUAACAAUUAAGUUAUUUUGAAGUGUUUGUUCUAUAAUCUUUAAUUUAUGAUGUGAUUUCAAACAAUUCACAAGAAACAAUGAGUGGAAGAGGGGAUGAAAUAUUUUGGAGUUGUAAAGAUGCCACCAAGAGCUUUGAAGGCUAGUGAGUAUCUUUCUUUGAAUCCUCUUUUUACAACGGCAGGCUAAGAGAAUUUGGUCUGCUAUUUGAGAUAUCAGGAUAUGGAUUAGUAACCUGACUGUUCGGAUAUAGUAUGCAAGGACAGCCAUGUAAGAAUGAUGGCUGUAGCCUUCACUGAGCUAUGCUAUAUACCCUUAACUAUCAGGUCGUUUUCCUUAUCCUCUGGCUCAGGACAUGCUCAGAAGGGGAUGUUUUUUCAUGGUCUCAACUUAAUUGCAUAAUUGUGUUUAUUCAUGUUGCAAAGCUUAACAUCGUUUUGCUACUACUACCAGUUUCCAUACAGAGAUGCUGUGAAUCAGUUUGUUAUUGUGUCAUAACUGUACCUCAUUUCAGUAAGUGCCUUUAUGCAUUAAAAUAUGCAAGAUGAAGCCAUCUCAGUGGUCCAAAAAAAGGGUAGAAAUAGCAGAGCUUUAGUUAACUGAACCCUCUUGAAACUUGGCUGCUUUCCCAUGUAGGUGCCAGCUAGCUUCCUGCUUUUAGGUUCACGGGAUCAU
This is a messenger RNA of Cuculus canorus (common cuckoo), 5243 nucleotides long. It is a transcript of the gene ARHGEF28, whose product is annotated as Rho guanine nucleotide exchange factor 28. The transcript is spliced from 29 exons. Lineage: Eukaryota; Metazoa; Chordata; Aves; Cuculiformes; Cuculidae. The record is from RefSeq and is a predicted model, not a curated record. Gene Ontology annotation, biological process: cell morphogenesis; regulation of Rho protein signal transduction. Gene Ontology annotation, molecular function: guanyl-nucleotide exchange factor activity. Bases 238 to 4428 code for a protein of 1396 amino acids.